UCUCCAAAACUCAAGAGACAAAAAAAAAGAAAACUAUAUAAACUAAAAGUAAGAAAAAAAAAGGAUGGGGAACUGUUUAGUAAUGGAGAACAAAGUAAUAAAGAUAAUGAGAAAUGAUGGGAAAGUAGUUGAAUACAAAGGACCAAUGAAGGUUCAUCACAUCCUCACCCAAUUCUCUCCUCACUACUCUCUCUUUGACUCGCUCUCCAACAAUUGUCAUCUUCAUCCUCAAGCCAAGCUUCUCUGUGGUCGUCUCUACUACCUCUUGCCCAUGGACACGUCUUCCACAAUCAAGACCAUCAAGAAAGUCAGGUUUGCAAAUCCAGAGGUGGAAAAACAAGAAGAACAAGAACAAGAACAAGAACAAGAUAGUUUCAUAGGUUCUUGUGACAACACCAUGGAGAAGACUAAUGGUUUUGUGAGAGUCAAGAUGGUUGUGAGUAAGCAAGAGCUUGAGAAGCUGCUCGAAGGAGGUUCAGUUCAUGAUAUGGUUUAUAGGACUCUUGCUAAGCAACAUCUGUGUGAUGAUGAUGAUGGUGAUGGUGGUGAGGAUGAUGAGUGUCAUAAAGGUUGGAGACCUUUGUUAGAUAGCAUUCCUGAAACUGAUUAGCCCAUAGGAUGUUCCAUAUAUGUAUAUGUAUAUGUGACAUAUACUUAACAUAUACUCAAAGCUUUUGCAAAAGAGAAAAAAAGAAAGAAAAAAAACAUGUAAUUACCAUAUAUAUAUAUAUACUGUUCCCACU
Capsella rubella is the source of this 743-nucleotide messenger RNA. RefSeq lists its product as uncharacterized. The transcript has a single exon. The record is from RefSeq and is a predicted model, not a curated record. The coding region runs from base 65 to 610 and encodes 181 amino acids. NCBI's taxonomy places the organism in Eukaryota, Viridiplantae, Streptophyta, Magnoliopsida, Brassicales, Brassicaceae.